This is a messenger RNA of Penicillium brevicompactum, 1911 nucleotides long. RefSeq names its product transcription factor domain-containing protein. Gene Ontology annotation, molecular function: zinc ion binding; DNA binding; DNA-binding transcription factor activity, RNA polymerase II-specific. Gene Ontology annotation, cellular component: nucleus. The transcript has 5 exons. The record is from RefSeq and is a predicted model, not a curated record. NCBI's taxonomy places the organism in Eukaryota, Fungi, Ascomycota, Eurotiomycetes, Eurotiales, Aspergillaceae. Gene Ontology annotation, biological process: DNA-templated transcription; regulation of DNA-templated transcription. Bases 1 to 1911 code for a protein of 636 amino acids.
AUGAGGCUAUCCAUAUCGUGCGAUGCCUGUCGGCAAGCAAAGGUCAAGUGUGUUCAUGAAGGGCAACCGCCCUGCCAACGGUGCUCAAAAAGUCAGAUCAAGAAUUGCAGCCUGACAGACCCCCGAGCCUCAAAGCCCAGAGCUCGGAGAAGCACUGCCCCAAUCAAGUCUCCCAAAAAGCGAAAGGCGUCAUCAGAUGUAUCGCCGGGGCCAGAAAUUGCGAAAGGCCGCGUUUCGGGAAACCCCCUUGAACCUCGAUGUACCGAAAACCCCAUGCUAGCUUUGUCUCCAGCUGUUGUGGUCAACGCAGUCGAGACAUACAGGAAAAAGUUUCCAAUCACGAACUUUCUUCACUAUCCCACCUUGAUCUCUGAUAUAUCGUCUGAUGUCCACUCCGUGGACUCGGUCUUUGUCGCCUCGCUUCUGUCUCUAUGUGUGCGGUUCAUGACCAGUGAAGAGCUUGAAGCGGAGGAAGUCUAUGCGGACUAUGCACGCAAGCAUCUUGCUCAUCGUGUGCUUGAGGCUCCAUCUCUCUACCUUGCUCAGUCUCUCGUAAUGAUCUCAUUCUAUGAAUGGGGGACUGGGCGACCUUACCAGGCCUGGAUGUACAGCGGAAUGGCAACGUACAUGAUUCAAUCACUGUUGAAAAUGUCAGACGAUAGCAUGGAGCACAAUCCACAAGAAUUCCAUGCUUCGCAAACACAAUACGAGCAGUUGGUCCGGACCUACUGGUGUUGCUUUGCGCAAGACUGUGAAUUGAGCUCUGGAGCUCGUCAACAUUUUGCGCUUUCGUUCUCUCAGAUUUCUGUCCCUCUCCCCAUCAGCGAUCGGGAUUUUACUUUUAAUCACACACCAGCUCAUAGGCUGAUGCCUGCAGAUAUGAACAAGAAUUGCCUUUUAGCGAAUGGUCUGACUAUAGAGCAUGGUCUCACAAUUGUGACUCGGGGUUUCGACAUCUUCAUUCGAAUUCUGCGAUUCGCCAAUGAACACCGAAGAUCUCUGGUUUCUUUGUCAUCGAACGGCUCCGUGACUCCGCCGCUCCUGGUGAACUGGCAGAGACUCAAAGAGGAGUUGGAUGAGUGGAGGUCGCUACAGGAUAUCACUGUUCAUUAUCCGGCUACCAGUGUUCAGACUCACGUUGCACUCGGGUAUGGCGAACUGUUUGCAUACAUUAACUUGGUUCAUUGCAUGAGCAUUCUAUUCCUACACCGCGACCGCUUUUUAUCCAACCUAAAGCCUCAUUCGGAUGUCUUUCAUGAAAUGAACGAUGCACAAGGUGAACCGCAUACAAUCGAGCAACUCUUCAAAGCAGCACAACAGAUCGGAACUAUUCUUACCGCACUAGACGCCUCCGGCGCGCCAGUCAUGUCACCGUACUCCGGCUUCAGUGUCUUUGUCGCCGCACACAUCAACAUGUACGGAACGAUUGUUCCACACAGAUACCCAGGAGGUCUCGAGAGGGCCGAAGAAGAAAAAGGCAGAAACCUAGUCUACCUAGAACGACUAAGUAAGCUAUGGCCUGUAGGUCGCAGCUGGUGGCGAACGGUCCAAGACGCAAAUCGCUUCUACGAGACAGUGAAGAGCACCCAGACCCACGCAGAGUCCGAGAUCCAUAGUCCUCGUGGUUUCGCUCUUGCCGGUACCUUGGAUGAAUAUGGCGACAUUAGGUCGAGACCCAGCGCGAGAGCUGCGACUGCCGAGUCGCGCGAUACGCACAGCUCGCAUGCAGGGGCUUCGUCGCCUGGUCUGGAGACUAGCUUUCCUCGGGAUGCUGUUGCCGGUCAUGAAAUUGAGACUGAUAUGUUCCAGUGGCCGUUCAUUGAUGGGUCGUGGUCGCUUGGGUUUGACGCGGGGUUGGAUGGACUGUGGUCAAAUUCUGGGCUGUUUGAUCCAAAUCCAUCACUGCGAUGA